Messenger RNA from Protobothrops mucrosquamatus (brown spotted pit viper), 3176 nucleotides. RefSeq names its product RAB11 family interacting protein 2 (gene RAB11FIP2). Gene Ontology annotation, biological process: regulated exocytosis. The transcript is spliced from 6 exons. Gene Ontology annotation, cellular component: phagocytic cup; endosome. Gene Ontology annotation, molecular function: small GTPase binding. The record is from RefSeq and is a predicted model, not a curated record. Lineage: Eukaryota; Metazoa; Chordata; Lepidosauria; Squamata; Viperidae. The coding region runs from base 336 to 1871 and encodes 511 amino acids.
GGUGGGCCUUUGGGUGUGAGUGAAAAUCGGGUGGGUAGAGGGUAAAAUCAAAUACUGUCCCGAGUAUAGGAAGUAUGGAGAAGCAGAACUACCUCUUAAGAUCACAGGGGAAUGCUGAAAAUUAAUAUCGGAGAAAAGAAUCUGAAGGGACGGUCAGGUAGGUUAGGGAACCUGGCCCACUUCAUUAAUGCUGCGGAAUGAAUAAGAAUCUCAAAAAUGAGAGUUGCUUAGUUAUCUGAAAGGCUCUGUCAGGCUUUCCCAUUGUGAAAUAUAUCUUCUGACCCAGUACUUUUAUUUUUGUGGCUAUUGUUACUCAAGGUUUCCCCUUCGUUACUAUGUUGGCAGAGCAAGCUCAAAAGUGGUUCCCAACUCAUGUGCAGGUCACAGUCCUUCAGGCCAAAGGUCUCAAACCAAAGGGCAAAGGUGGCACUAAUGAUACAUACACUAUCAUACAAUUGGGAAAAGAGAAAUACUCCACUUCAGUGGCGGAGAAAACCCUUGAUCCAAUAUGGAAAGAAGAAGCUUCGUUUGAAUUGCCUGGAUUGCUGAUGGAAGGGAACUCUGAAAAAUACAUUCUGUACCUGAUAGUCAUGCACAGGUCUCUUGUUGGGCUUGAUAAGUUUCUGGGACAAGUGGCAAUUAAUUUAAAUGAUAUUUUUGAGGACAAGCUGAGAAGGAAAACAGAAUGGUUUAAUCUAGAGUCCAAGCAAGGAAAACGAACUAAAGAUAGAGGUGAGAUAAAAGUCAACAUUCAGUUUAUGAGAAACAACAUGACGGCAAGUAUGUUUGACCUGUCAGUUAAGGAUAAAACCAAAUCUCCUUUUGCUAAAUUAAAGGACAAAAUGAAAGGUCGUAAGACAGAUGGAACAUUUCUGGAUACAUCUUCUGCAAUCAUUCCAAGGACUCAUACCCCAGAAACUAACAAUAUAAGUUCCCUCAAUGAAUUGCAGUUAAAAUCAAAGCCAAAAAAGCCUUUUCUUUUGGGACCUCAGCGACUCUCUUUGGCUCACUCAAUGUCUGAUCUAACUGGACCUCAGAUAACUUCAGAAAAAAUUAAAUCGGGAACAAUUGGCAACUCAUACCUCUUCAGACGUCAGCUUGAGUCUGUUGGUUCUGAGGAUGAAAGUGGAAAUAUAAAAUCUCCACACAGGCGGACAUUAAGUGCAGAUGCCACUAAAGUGAAUCAACCCGACAGCACAGUUGAUGACAGUGACUCAGCUUUUGUAGCUCAAAAUGAUCCUUUUACCAAUGUGAGUGCUUCACUGCCUCAAAAGUUUGCCACACUGCCAAGACAGAAGAAUCCAUUUGAAGAAAACCCUUUAUCAUGGGAACAAAAUGUGGGCUUAUUUUCAAAACCACCUGAAAUAAAAAAGGACAAUAAGAAAGAGAAAAAGGAGAAGGUUAGUCUCUUUGAAAGAGUAACUGGAAAGAAAGAAGGCAAACGAUCAGAUAGACUAAGUAACGGAGGAUCAGAAGGCUCCUCUGAUUUGAAAUCACCCAGUAUUUUUGCUGAAAGUCAUCAGGACAGCUUUGAUUUUGAUUCCACUAAUCCCUUUACUACAAACCUCAAGCCAAAAAAUAUGCUGCUGUCUAGUAGUUUUAAUGUGAAUUCUGAAAACUCUGAAGCAUUUCAAAAAACAAUGGAUGGAAAUCCUUUUGAUGCUGCAAUAGGAUAUCAUAAUCUUACAUAUGAAGAGGUCUUGCAGGAGUUGAUGAAACACAAAGAACAACUGAAGAAAAAAGAUACCCACAUUCGUGAACUUGAGGACUACAUUGACAACCUUUUAGUACGAGUAAUGGAAGAAACUCCAAAUAUUCUGCGAGUGCCAUAUGAACCUUCUCGGCGAGCUGGCAAAUUUACAAAAACCUGAGCUAAUGCCAACACUCCUUGGUAUUAAUUAAAAGGAUGGAUUGCUUAGUGCAGUGUUUUGAUAUUGUGAAUUUCAUAUUCAUGCUUUGUCCUGAGAGCAUUUGACUCCAAAUUUAAGCUAGUAUUAGUUCUUGAAUCUGUAUACAAACUCCGAGUUUUAUAAGGUGAAAAUGUAAGCUCCUUUUGCUGCAAAACAUUCCUUUACCUUGGACAUGUAUAUCCAGGUAUGCUUUAUUUUCAAAAUAUUAUGGUUAGUUUGGAUAUCCUGUACAGUAAUCAUCUAAUAUACAUACUUGAAUAUUUAUUUUGCACUUCAGUUAAUCACUUUGGAGUUGCAGCAUGCUGCCAGAAUGAAUGUGCAUAGUCAGAAUGUGUUUUGCAGCUCUUAAUAUGAAGGAAAAUGUGAUUUACUUUAGGAAUCACUAGUAAAUGAGGGGAUAAUACAUUUUUUCCUGAGAAGGUAGACAGUAUUGAUCCUUAAUGUAGUGCUUAUUUGAAAUAAUUACAUCUGUGCUCUUGAAGAAAUGAGAGCUUUUCAAAUGGCAAAUUCCAUAAUCUAUAUGGAUGGAAAAGAGCUUAAUAUAUUAAGGUACAGUAUGCCAUUGGUUUAAGCACACAUAUGCACAUUUAAAAAAAGAGAAAUAAAGCAGAAGAAACUAGUGGAUAAUACCUCAUUUUUAGAUUAUAAGAAGUAUGGGGGAAAAGCUGAUAGGAACGUAACAUUCUAAAUAUUAGUAUGUCAGCCAACCUAUACAUGUGUGUUUAGCGGUUUGUCUGUAUACACAUAGACAUAUGUAUAAACGUAUGCAUCAUUUGGGUUCUGCAAUAUUUGAGACAGGAAAUUGAGAUUAAUUUGCUUGUUUUUUCAAAUGUAGGAAAUUAUUUUUUAAAAUAGAUUGCAAUUACUUCAGUACUUUAUUCUGUGUCAGAGUCAAAUAUUGUCCUCCAUUAAAAAGCAAUGGAUAUAUUUGACUCAGCAUGUCUCUGACUAAAUAAAUUUAUGUGCAUUGUUGUUUAACUAUUUCAAAGUGGUAAAUGCAAUUCUAAUGGAAAAUAUUGCCAUACAGAAAAUAUUGUUUACUAUAUUGUAAUCAAAAAGUUAUUCCUUUAUUUUAUAAAAAAAAUUCAGGCAGAAUGAUUGCUAGUAUGAAGUGCAAAUAGGCUUAGACAUGAGGAUACAGCGUUGGGAAGAAUGAAAUAACGUUUUUGUUCAGUUUUCUUCUUGAUUGUGUAAUGCAGAUUUUUUUUCAUACACAAACAUAUUAAGGAUUUCUAUGGAGAAGAAUGGAAAAUAUUUUCCCUUUUU